This is a messenger RNA of Hyaloscypha bicolor E, 1685 nucleotides long. RefSeq lists its product as uncharacterized. Lineage: Eukaryota; Fungi; Ascomycota; Leotiomycetes; Helotiales; Hyaloscyphaceae. The record is from RefSeq and is a predicted model, not a curated record. Bases 197 to 1486 code for a protein of 429 amino acids. The transcript is spliced from 5 exons.
UAAAGUCGAUUAUCACAACUUCUGCAUCCUGUCGAUCUCUUUGGGGGCCGAUAUCUUCGACCAUGAUUGGCUAGCAUUUUAUCUAACCCAAACCUUCCCUCUUCACCACCUCCAAUCCUCCUCACGACGACGAAGAGAAACUGGUGGAAGACUUCAUACCAUACAGAGAUGGUACUCUUGAAAGGGGAGGAUUUGGAUGAAUUCCUGGAAAAUUUUUGGCAAUGUUAAAAGCAGAGGAGAUGAGGUUUAUGACGGGGAAGAGAUCGACCUCUUCUUCACGGAUUCUAGCGACGAAGACUCUCCACGUGAAUUCGAGGUCUUGACAAGAUACUGCCGAGGUACCUGCCUCGAAGACGUUCUAUCAGGCAAAGGAACGGCCGGAGAAUUUCGAGUAGUUUGGGUAGACGAUAGGACUAGCAGUCCGGCUGAAACAAAGUGUACGCUCGCAAGGCAACAUAAGAAUCCCCUCACAGCCACUGGACUCUACCGAGUGUUGGACAAAGCAAGAUUCGACCACGAACAAUUGCCCGAUGCCUCAAGGAGGCUCAUGUACUUCUCCGACCUCAGUCCUGCCUGCAUUCGGGCUCUUGCAGCCACAGUCUCAUUUCAUCAUGCCCCUGGGUUGAGAGACGCUAUCUACAAAUAUCUGGAAUUUCAAACUUCGAUCACUGUUCAAAUCAGAUCAGCUGGUCUCCUGACAUUCCAGUUGGAUUUUCACCUGCCAUUCUUCAUUUUGAGCAGGUCUUCACCCCCAUUGGAGAGUUUUGACAAGAUAAACACAAAGCCACGGAGAAAAUGGACCGAUCUUUCAUUUCUCAAUCUGGAUAAUCUAGAUUCAGAGGCGGAAGGACGACUAAUCGGAGAGAUUUGGGGAAUUCAAGAAGCUCAGAUCUCUUUUGCUGUCGCUGGAUAUGAUGAUUGGCGGUGGAUCGGGUAUGGCUUCGUGGAUUCCGAGGUCGACGGCAUUCUGGCUGAAUCAACAGAGCAAGAUCUACAAUUCGAUCAGAUUGCAGCGGGAAAAAUCGAUUCAACCCGGCCAAUUCAGAAACCGAGAGACUACUGGAUCAGAAUUUUAGAAAUUCGGAUCCUCUAUGUGAAGAAGAAGUGGGAUCACUUAAUUCAUAAAUUGGAGCUUGGAGUUGGCCAAUAUAUGAAACAAUACCCACUGACCUUGUCCCGUCGUUCCCGGACGGCGCAAGAGCGGGCCCGCCAGAUGGAAAAGGCCUUUGAUGUCAAUUCCGAAACGAUGGAAGUAUUGGGCCGGAUUGAAGGCGUUCUCUCGGACACCACAAAGGCAUGGAAAUCGUUUCGUUCUAAUGAUUCUCACAUGGGCUUUUUCCAUACAACAGAAGAUGCAGCCAUCUCAAGCCAUUCCAAGCGAUGUCUUCAGGCUAUAAAGGCAAUCUUCCAAGAGAUGGAAGGAGAUCAUAACAAGAUAAUGUUGCUUAAGCAGAAAUGUUCCGAGUUUUCAAGCACUAGAGUCUAAUAUUACAAAUAUAGUUGAAGCUUCGCUUGAUUCUAGAAAGCAAGGCUGCGGCAGACGAGAAUGGUAAGAUCUCGGAGUUUACCAUAUUGGUCCUCUACCCUCCCGCACUUGCAGUAGCGAUAUUCAGCAUGCAGAAGUCUGCAGUACCAUUUGAUUUAACUCCUCAAGCUUUUGCCUUUGCUCUUGUCGUCCUUUUCAU